AUGACUGGAAAUAAUAAUAAGUUUAUGUGUACAGUUGGAAGUAUUGUACCAAAUGAUGCUUCACAAUUGUAUACUGUAAGGUCAACUGAUAGUGUAGCCACUGCUAUAAAGUUGAUGACAGAGAAGCAUAUUUUGUCAGUGCCAGUAUUUGAUGUAGAACAUAGAGUAUUCAACAGAUUCUUGGAUAUGAUUGAUAUUACAACUUUCUGUUUGGAUCAGUUAUCAGACAAGUUGGACAAUGUCGACAACAUAUUAGCCGUAAAGGAUAUAUUCAACAAUACAAAGUGUGGAGAUAUAUGCGAUGCCUCUGGAAGGAAUCCAUACCGUGCAGUUGAGUCAAGAGCAUCACUUUUGAAUGCUGUUGAACUAAUGGUGAAAUGGAAUGUCCAUCGUUUACCUGUAAUUGACUCUGAAGGAAAUAUGGUAUCCAUCUUGACACAAUCAAGAGUGAUUGGUUAUAUCAAUGAUAACCUUCGAGAGAUUGACCCUAAACUACUUAGAAGUACUCUUUCCAAGAUGGAGAGUUUGGGUACUAGUGAGGUGAUCGGUGUCACAGAGGAAUCCGCUGUUUUGGAUGCUUUCAAGAUAAUGAAAGAAAAGAAAAUCAGUGCUGUGGCUGUAAUCAUUGAAGAUGGUACUAUCGUUGGCAACAUCAGUGCCUCUGAUAUCAAGAUGAUUGGACCUGAGGGCACCUUUGCCAGCAGACUCCAACUCACUGUAAGAACAUUCCUUAACAUGAUACCAAAGGAUCCAACAGAGAAUGAGCAUUUGAGCUCUGUUGUCCAAGUACAAGGAUCAACUACAUUCGAGGACUUGUUGGAGAAAUAUUUGUUGACCAAAGUUCAUAGAGUGUACAUGUUGGAUGACAACAAAAGAGCAUCAAGAAUUAUCUCUCAAGGUGAUGUUCUCAAAUGUAUCAUUGACAAC
Molecule: messenger RNA, 927 nt
Organism: Acytostelium subglobosum LB1
Lineage: Eukaryota; Evosea; Eumycetozoa; Acytosteliales; Acytosteliaceae
Exons: 3
Source: RefSeq, a predicted model, not a curated record